Molecule: messenger RNA, 2055 nt
Organism: Paramacrobiotus metropolitanus
Lineage: Eukaryota; Metazoa; Tardigrada; Eutardigrada; Parachela; Macrobiotidae
Product: BTB/POZ domain-containing protein 3-like
Exons: 7
Coding region: 810-2045 (411 amino acids)
Biological process (GO): neurogenesis
Cellular component (GO): cytosol
Molecular function (GO): protein binding
Source: RefSeq, a predicted model, not a curated record
GAUUAACUGAAAUUCAAGUCAUAAUUUCUGUGCGCGAUUGCCUUUACAAGUCAACCUUUCAGAGACGAGGGAACAUAUGAGCUGUAUCUGAUUGUAAUUAUUUUAUAAUUAUUGUGUCUCUAUAUACAGAGGUGGUAACUUCCGUUUUAAUAGGCUCGCAUUGCGCCAGAAUGAUCGAAUUGCUUCAACGGUUUUGGUAAGCGACCACUACCAUACUUAUUAUUAUCAGGUACUGUAGCCGCCCGCACAAAUCGUUCCACUGGCAGAUCCGGCGGUUGCACUUGUACGUGCGGGCGGCUACAGUACUGGAGUCUGGAUAUAGUGGAGAAAACUUUAAAUUCACUGGUCGGUGUCAAAGCAGAAGCUGAGCAGAAUAAUAAGGCACAGAAGCACCGGAAGCUACACCGGAAACUAUACCACCUAGGCACCUACGCCGAUGCUAUACUUGAACAACAUCGUUACCUCCUACCGGGCGGCGCUUCCGCUAAAAUCAAUCAAGCCAUGGACUGUGUAUAUUCUCAGUUCGCACUGCUGACAAUCGAAAAAAUUCUAUAUUCUGAAUUUCAAUUUUUGCAGCAAACUUUUACAGUUUACUGUCUAAACAACCUCGUUUUUCUGUUGUUCGUUUUCCAAUCUUUUAACAUCGGCUGAAUGUUUUUUAACAAUUGUGUACGCUGCGAUUUCCAUGUGGUUUCCAUGCUGAUCGGGAUUUGUAAUCCUAAAGCGUCAGUAAUCCUAAAGGAUUUGAAUACUAGUCGACGGAGUUUGGCUGUUCCGGAUAUACAUAUCAUAAUCAUUCAUGUAAAAACAUGUCGCUUUCCUCUUCCUGCGCUGGUCCUCAGGAGCGGGGUGCGCUGACGGGCAUCGCCGACUGCCUGAGACGAUCGCUUGUUAGCGGUGAACUAAGUGACAUCAAGUUUUCCGUGGGACGGGAUCAUGGUGAAGUGCGGAUGUUCCCUGCGCAUAAGAACAUCGUCAGUCUGCGCAGCGAUGUCUUCCAUGCCAUGUUCUAUGGCAGCUUGGCGGACAAAUGCGCAGAUAUCGUGGAUAUUCCCGAUAUCCAUCCAGAUGCCUUCGCCAACAUGCUCAGUUACAUCUACACGGACGCGGUGGACGGUCUGCGUUUGGAGAACGUCCUGGCCACGUGGUCCUGCGCGGACAAGUACGAUUUACCAUUGCUGGUGGAGAAAUGCUCCGACUUCGUCCGCGGGCACUUAAACGUCGACAACUGCCUGCCAAUUUUGGACCGGCUGGUGGUGGGGAUGUUCGACGCGGAGUGCGUUGUGGAGCGAUGCUUGGACCUGGUCGACGCCGCCAGUGAAGUUCUCCUGCUGACCGCUGACUUCCUGGCCAUUGCGCCGGCCACGCUGGAGAUGAUCGUGCAGCGUAAUUCCCUGGCGGCGGACGAAUAUAGCGUGUACAAUGCUGUGGAGAGUUGGGCUGUGGAGGCGUGCAGCCGUAAUGCCCUGGAACCGAGCCGUGAUAGCCGCCGCGAGAUGUUGGGUGCGGCUUUAUUUGCCGUACGGUUUCCCGUGUUGACCGAUGCUCAGCUAGCCAAAGGACCCGUGAAGAGUGGCCUGUUGCUGCAGUCGGAACUGUGGGACAUCUACCAGUACAAACACGAUAUCCUCACCGCACAUCCACUCCCCUUUCCCACGGAACCUCGAAAAUACGUGCAGCACCGCGUCGGUCCGCAUGUCUUCAAGGACGGCGAAGAAGUGUUUGUCGAAUGCCCCGACGGUUUUUGGUACGCGGUGCGGGUAAGCGGGACCCGCGGCACCGCGGUGGUCUGUCAGUGGACAAAGAGCGCCGGCCGGCCGGUGCCUCUGGAGAAGCUGGUGCGGGCGGCGGAUAUCCUGCGACGUGGACGCCGCGUUUUUGCUAAAACUGUUCCCGACAAGGCAUCGAUGGAUGCGGUGUAUAUUACACGCCGGGCUGGUCAGCAUGUGAUCAUUGUCGCCGAUUGCCAACACACGGUGAAGAUGAUGCAUCUGAAAAUUCCUAGCGAAGUGGUCUUGCAAUGGAAAACGGAAACGGGGAAAUAGCGUCGCUAUG